Molecule: messenger RNA, 1311 nt
Organism: Paraphaeosphaeria sporulosa
Lineage: Eukaryota; Fungi; Ascomycota; Dothideomycetes; Pleosporales; Didymosphaeriaceae
Product: GroES-like protein
Exons: 2
Molecular function (GO): oxidoreductase activity, acting on NAD(P)H
Source: RefSeq, a predicted model, not a curated record
CCUUCAUGCAUUGAAACAACUCUACACGAAAUAAGCAUACAAUCAAAGCUGACGCCAAUCAAUUGCAAAGCAAACUCAGAAUACGAUCCAGCGUCGAACCGGAGCUCCGUGGAUCUACCCACCUUGCGCGCUUACGAUGGAUUUGAACCAGCGUCCCGUGUCUUCCUACCCAUGGCGUUAUAAGUCCCUGUAUGACUCUAAGAUCGUACCAAGUAUUGUGGAUUCAAAUCUUUACGAGAAUGAAGGAAGCCAUUGUUCAGCCAUCCAUCGAGGCCGUUGAGGUCAUCGAAUCACCAAUCCCAAUUCCUGCAGAUGGUGAGGUCGUUAUAAAAGUGAUAGUGGCCGGCACCAAUCCCAAAGAUUGGAAAAUGCCGAAUUGGAAUAAUCACCCUCACAACAGCGGCGACGAUAUGGCUGGUUUCGUUCACGCUAUUGGAGCUCUCGUGAAGGCUUUCAGAAUCGGUGACCGAGUAGCUGCCUACCACCGUUCAGGUCACCCUCACGGAAGCUUCGCAGAGUACGCAGUCGCACCAGAACAUAUGGCGUUCCACAUACCUGAGUCUCUGUCAUUUGAGGAGGCUGCGACAAUACCCCUCGCAUCGCAAACCGCAGCGCUCGCGCUCUUCGUUGACCUGAAAUUGCCACUGCCGUUCAUUCAAGAGACUCUGCCAGUGGAAAGCUUGAUGAGAAGAGAACCUCUCCUAAUCUAUGGGGUUACAUCGGCCUGUGGAGCUUUCGCUGCGAAGCUUGCACGUCUGUCUGGUGUCGGGCCCAUCAUUGGCGUCGCCGGUCGGGCUGAAGAGUUCGCGAAAACCUUAGUAGAUUAUGUGGUAGAUUACCGCAAUGGCGAAGAUAGGCUGGUUGCCUCCAUUGAGGAAAUCCUUAAGAAAGAAGGUCUACCAGCCAAGCUGCCAAAAGUCUUCGAUGCCAUUUCAGAAAAUGGGUCGCUAGAAGCGACACUGCGUAUCAUUGAUCCAGAUAUUGGCGUGGUCUCUACGCUUCUCCCACCUAAACUAUUCGCGAAAGACAAAGAGGCAUAUCGGUACCCAAAAGCCGUUACUGCGAUAAAUACAGCUGCACCAAAGCUAUUCAAUGUGCAUAAGGAGUUUGGAUAUGUGUGGUCAAGAUAUACGUCAUGGUUGUUGCAAGAGCAGCGACUGGUCGGUCAUCCUUUUGAGGUUGUGCCUGGAGGUCUACAUGGCGUGUUGACAGGACUGAGAAAGUUGUAUGAAGGAAAGGCAAGCGCUGUGAAGUUUGUGUAUCGUAUCGGCGAGACUGGUGACCUGGGUAUGGUCCGAUUGGAAGCAGAAG